AUGGCUUCGUUUCCGCGAUUCCGUUUCCUGGCCAUUGCCGUCGUUUUCCAUUUAGUGUAUAUACUCUCCAUCUUCGACAUCUAUUUUGUCAGUCCCAUCGUUUCGGGCAUGCGCUUGUUCCAAAUAGAAAGGCCAGCAUCCACCCCACCACCCGCAGAUCGCCUAGUGCUCUUCGUAGGAGACGGAUUACGAGCCGAUAAAGCAUUCCAAUCGCACCCCGAGCCCUAUCCCAAGUCCGACGACGACCUCGUCCCGCGGCCCCUUGCCCCUUUUCUGAGGUCCAAAGUUCUACAAGACGGAACUUUUGGUGUCUCACACACGCGUGUGCCAACCGAAUCCAGGCCGGGGCACGUGGCUCUCAUUGCUGGUCUCUACGAGGAUGUCUCUGCGGUCACCACGGGCUGGAAGUUGAACCCUGUCGAUUUUGACAGCGUGUUUAACCGCAGCCGGCACACAUGGAGCUGGGGCAGCCCCGACAUUCUGCCCAUGUUCGAGCAGGGUGCUGUACCGGGCAGAGUAGACGCCUUUACGUACGGCGCUGAGCUUGAGGACUUCUCCUUGGAUGGGUUUGCCCUGGAUCUCUGGGUGUUCGACCACGUCAAAGAGAUGUUCGCCGAGGCGCGUACAAACAAGACGCUCAACGAUGCGCUGAGGCAGGAUAAGAUCGUUUUCUUCCUCCACUUGCUGGGGUUGGAUACCACUGGACACUCGUUCCGGCCAUACUCCAAGGAGUACCUCAACAACAUCAAGGUGGUCGACAAGGGGGUUCAGGAAAUCACAGAGUUGAUGAAGGACUUUUACGCCGACGACCGGACCGCUUUCGUUUUUACCGCUGACCAUGGCAUGAGUGACUGGGGCAACCACGGCGACGGCCACCCCGACAACACCCGGACACCUCUCAUUGCAUGGGGUUCGGGGGUUGCCAAGCCCCAGCUGUACCCAGGAGAGGUCGCGCCAGGACACGACGACUACUCUUCCGAUUGGAACCUGGACCAUGUCAGGCGGCACGAUGUCGAACAAGCCGAUGUGGCUGCGCUCAUGGCAUAUCUCGCGGGCACCGAGUUUCCGGCGAACUCGGUCGGCGAACUGCCUCUCUCUUUCCUGACAGCUGGCCUCAAAGAGAAAGCCGAGGCAUCGCUUGUCAAUGCGCAGGGAAUCCUCGAGCAGUAUCGAGUUAAGGAGGAAAGUAAAAAGGUCACGGAGCUGAGGUACAGACCGUACGAGCCUCUGAGCGACGAGGGAUUGGCGACCGAGAGCCGGGUGGCGCAUAUCCGGCAGCUCAUCGAAGCAGGCAGCUACGAGGAAGCCAUCGAGGAGUCGGCCGCUCUACUGAAGGUUGGACUUGGUGGUCUCAGAUAUCUGCAGACUUAUGACUGGUUGUUCUUGAGAGCCCUCAUCACCAUCGGUUAUUUGGGAUGGGUGGCAUAUGCCCUCACCACCGUCAUCGACCUCCAUGUGUUGCACGGCCGCAUUCAGCCUUCGAGAACCCUAGCUGGGACUCUUAUCUCAACAUCCGCCUUGACGGCGCUCUAUGCGUCGUUUGCCAUCUCCAAGUCGCCGCUAACCUACUACGCAUAUGCCUUCUUCCCCGUGUUUUUCUGGGAAGAGGUGUAUGCGCGGCGGGAGAGUCUGACGGAGGGCCGCAAGGAAUUGUUCGGUCACAUCAAGUCAGGGAGCAAUCUUGUCUCGUUAGCCUUCAACUGCGCCAUUUAUGUCGGAAUCAUCGAGUCACUAGCUUUGGGCUAUAUCCACCGCGAGAUUUUAACAGUACUAUUCGUCAUUGGCGCAUUUUGGCCCGUUGCCUAUGGUUUCUCGUUUCUCCAGCAACAUAUCGCCCUCUCUAUUACAUGGUUCCUAUCUUGUAUAGCUAUGAGCACCUUCACACUCCUUCCGCCGGCCAUGACGACCGAGGAUGUCAACAUGAUCAUGGUCGGAGGCGCGUUGAUGGUGAUUGUUGGCAUUGUUUACCUAAUCCUCGAGGAUUUUGUUCUCUCGGACUUUGGCUGGUCUGAGAAGCCCUCGUCCCCGAGAAACCACGUCUCAAGGACGCUCGUGGGCAUCCAGAUCGGCUUGACCCUCCUUUCUGUGAUCAUCACCCGCUCUAGUGCCCUGUCCAUGCAAGCCAACCAAGGUCUUCCCCGUGGCAACCAGGUGAUGGGUUGGGUUGUUCUUGUUGUUUCGCUCCUGAUGCCGGUGGCAUACCGGGCGCAACCCAACAACCACUACAUGCACAGGAUCCUCGUUAUCUUCCUCACUUGCGCCCCGACCUUUGUCAUCCUCACCAUCUCGUACGAAGGACUCUUUUACAUCGCCUUCUCGGCGGUGCUCGUCAGCUGGGUCCGGCUGGAGCAUGCCAUCUACAAGUUUCCCCCGUCGCCUACCAACGCCACGUCUAACGACGCGUCCAACGCCGCGGCCAACCCGGCCAAGCCGCACACGCUCGAAACGUCACAGACGCUCCCGUCGCCCUUCCGCCCGCUCACCCUCCGCGACGCGCGCGUCGCCCUCUUCUUCUUCGUCCUCUUCCAGGCGGCCUUCUUCAGCACGGGCAACGUGGCGUCGGUCUCGUCCUUCAGCCUCGACAGCGUGUCCCGGCUGAUCCCCAUCUUCGACCCCUUCUCCCAGGGCGCCAUGCUCAUCCUCAAGCUGCUCAUCCCCUUCGCCCUCAUCUCGGCCAACCUCGGCAUCCUCAACAAGCGCCUCGGCGUCGCCCCCUCGGCCCUCUUCAUGGUCGUCAUGGCCAUCAGCGACAUCCUGACCCUGUACUUCUUCUGGGUCGUCAAGGACGAGGGCUCGUGGCUCGAGAUUGGGUCGACGAUUAGUCACUUUGUGAUUGCGAGCUUGCUGUGUGUGUUCGUGGCGGCGCUUGAGGGUGUGAGUGCGAUGUUUAUUGCGGGUGUGGAGGUGAGCGAGGAUGUGGAUAGGGCGGUUGGGGAGGGGGCUGUGGCGGAGGUGUUGUUGGAGAAGACCGAUGAGGCGGGUGGGGAUGGUGUGAGCACAUAA
This is a messenger RNA of Chaetomium fimeti, 3003 nucleotides long. RefSeq names its product Phosphatidylinositolglycan class N-domain-containing protein. The record is from RefSeq and is a predicted model, not a curated record. Gene Ontology annotation, biological process: GPI anchor biosynthetic process. NCBI's taxonomy places the organism in Eukaryota, Fungi, Ascomycota, Sordariomycetes, Sordariales, Chaetomiaceae. Gene Ontology annotation, cellular component: endoplasmic reticulum membrane. The coding region runs from base 1 to 3003 and encodes 1000 amino acids. Gene Ontology annotation, molecular function: mannose-ethanolamine phosphotransferase activity. The transcript has 5 exons.